Messenger RNA from Nylanderia fulva, 402 nucleotides. Lineage: Eukaryota; Metazoa; Arthropoda; Insecta; Hymenoptera; Formicidae. The record is from RefSeq and is a predicted model, not a curated record.
AUGAAAACUGCAAAUAUAUUACUCGUUGUUUUAUUCGGUGUGUUACUUCUGUUAGUUCGAGCACAAGCAGAUAUCAAACGAGAUUGUCGGCAGCAAACAAAUGUUUCUUGGGCAUCCUUGAAACGAUUGAAGGCCGGCAACGUUGAAGAAUGAAAUGAUAUCAAUUUAAAAUGUUACUUGAGAUGCUUUAUGCUGAAGAGUGGUAUUCUUAACGAAAAUAACAAUAUAGAUGUCGAGAAAGCUGUGCGUCAUCUUCCACGUGAUAUGCAAGAGUCGUCGAGAGAAAUUCUUAAUCGAUGUAAAUCGAUUCCAGCGGAAAAUAGUUGCGAUAGAGCUUUUCAAAUAGCUAAAUGUUACGUUGAAGCAGAACCAGAAAUUUUAAAAAAGGUAUCAUUUGUUUAA